UAGUUGAUCAAUCUUCCAACAGAUGUCACUAAAUUCAAUUUUUUUUUAUUCGUCUGUCAUUUUUAUGAGUUCAGUUGCCUCUAUAGGAGUGCGGCGCGCAUGUAAUACAAGUUCUGUCCAUACGAGCAGAUAGCAAAGUGCGGCGGGAACUAAAUUUUACUGAAUACUCGGCCGGUGUACGGCAACCGCGCUGGGGGUCUGUGUUUUCGCGGCGAUAAUUUCGAAGCACGCGAUGUUCUCAAUAGUAACAUAACAGUGAAUGUGUUAUUUAGUUAUACGAAAUCAACGAACAACGUACACGAUGGCAGCGAGAUAUGCGUCCAGUAGUGUUUUAUUUUUGUGUAUAUUGUACAGUGUCUCCUGUUUCAACUUGGAACCGAGGAUCCCCGUGAUAAAGUACGGAGAGGCCGGCUCAUACUUCGGAUUUUCAGUAGCUGAACACAUAACUUUCAACCAAGACGGAAGUCAAACUAGUUGGUUACUUGUUGGAGCUCCGUUAGAUCAAAAUCUACAACCGAACACAACAAAGUCUGGCGCUUUGUGGAAAUGCAGUCUCAGCCCAGACACGAACGACUGCGAGCAGAUUAUUACAGACGGGAAACGAACGGAGUACGGCACGAUAAAUACGACACUGGAUUCUGAUCAUCUAUCGGGUCCUUAUUCAGACGAGAUCAAGGAAGGCCAAUGGCUCGGCGUGACUGUUCGAAGUCAGGGUCCUGGCAAAAAGGCUGUAGUUUGUGCUCACAGGUACAUUCGAAAGAUUGGACAACUGCAAUUCGGCCAAGGACUGUGUUACACUUUCAAAAACACUCUACAACUACACGAAAUCACUGAACCUUGUAGAGGAAGACCUAUUACUAGAGAACACGAAGAAUAUGGUUUCUGUCAAGUAGGAACAAGCAGUACUCUAUUGGAUGAUGAAACAUUAAUCCUCGGCAGUCCGGGACCGUAUGCCUGGCGAGGAACAAUAUUCGCACAAGAUAUGACCGACGAAAUGUUUGCCCGAGAUAAUGUGGUCUAUAGUGCACCUGUCACUGAUGGUGCUAGUCCUGUCGAGAAAUACAGCUACCUGGGAAUGUCAGUAGCAGGUGGAAUGUUUUUUGGAAACAAGUCCUCUUACGUAGCCGGUGCACCCCGGGCCCAAGGGACUGGUCAAGUUGUAAUUUUCAACAAAAAAGACACCGCUGAUUGGGGCAGAACGGACUUAGAUAUUCUUCGUUUUACACUCAUUCUGAAAGGGGAACAGUUUGGGUCCAGCUUUGGAUAUGAAGUGGCCGUGGCUGAUGUUAAUGGAGAUGGAUUGCCGGAUCUUCUAGUCGGUGCACCAUUUUAUUUUUCACGAGAUGCCGGUGGUGCAGUGUACUUAUAUCUUAAUAAAAAUCAAAACUUAACAAAAAAGUUCGAUUUAAAGUUGACUGGAAAACAAGAAUCACAGUUUGGUAUUUCCAUUGCUAAUGCAUCAGACUUAAACAAAGAUGGUUGUCAAGAUAUAGCAAUCGGUAGUCCUUACGAAGGGAAUGGAGUUGUGUAUAUUUAUAUGGGUAACCGUAGAACUGGUUUGAAUUCAAUACCAGAUCAGGUUAUUUCAGCUGAAAGCUUACCAAUCGUAUUGAAGACAUUUGGCUACUCGCUUUCAGGGGGUAUUGAUUUAGAUGCUAAUGGAUAUCCUGAUUUGUUAGUUGGCGCGUAUGAGAAUAGCAGCGUCGCUUUAAUACGAACGAGACCGAUCAUUGACAUAAAGACGUCAAUACGACCAUCGAAUACUAUAAUUAAUAUCGACCCGACGAAGCAGGGCUGUGAAAGAGAUCCAUCCUCAAAGUAUACAUGUUUCCACUUUCAAGCCUGCUGUACAAUCGAAUCUUUGGUGAAAUCCACAAAAACGAAUGCUCUAAAGUUGAAUUAUGUAAUUGAAGCAGAAACUUUCCUUGGCGGGAAAAGAUAUUCUAGGGUGUUCUUGGAUACAGAAAAGACGAACAUAGUUAAAAAGUCAAUUGUUCUGGACAAAGAAAUCGAAGAUUGCAGAGAACACAUUGUUUACAUAAAAAACAAUACAAGAGAUAUUCAAACCCCAAUAAAGUUCCAAGUGACAUAUAAAUUGGAGAAUGUCGAGCCGCAAUAUUCUCCCUCUGGCACUUUGCCCAACAUCGAUGAUUACCCUGUUCUCAAUGCGACAGCGAUGACAACCUUCAGCGCUCACUUCUUGAACGACUGCGGGACUGAUGCGAUUUGUGUUAGUAAUCUAAUCGUCAAUCCUGUUUUACAAUUACCAAAAACGUCAGAUGGCAAGUCGUACGCGCUCACAUUAGGCCAAGAGGAAGAAAUUAAGCUGUCAAUAACUGUAGACAAUUAUGGGGAGUCAGCAUACGAGAGCCAACUUUUCGUACAACACCAUUCAAGUUUACAUUACAUCGCUGCAAAUAUAAGUGACAAGAACGUGAUAUGUACGAGUGUCAAUAAAACGAUAGUAUCUUGUAUGCUGGAGAAUCCUUUCAAGAAGCAGCCGGAAAGUGCGGCUCCCAUCACAAUGAGGUUCGACGCAAGAGCACUUGAAGACAAUGAGCCUUCAGUAGUGUUCACAGUUUGGGCUAAUUCUACCUCCAAAGAAUUGCACUCUGGGAAGAAGCCGGUUCAAGUCGAAGCCCUUGUAAUUAAGAAUGCUGAAUUACUAAUUAAAGGAGCUGCCCGACCAGAACAAGUUUUCUACGGAGGAGAUAUAAAAGGAGAAUCUGCCAUGACUUACUUCGAUGACGUCGGUACAAGAGUGGUGCAUACUUACCAGGUAUUCAAUGAAGGCCCUUGGCGCGUGUCUUCCGUGCAAGUUGUUAUAUUGUGGCCACAUCAGGUAGCUUCUGAAAACGCACAGGGCAAAUGGCUACUGUAUCCCGAAGAUGUUCCUACCGUCGACGGCGAAGCUGACCAGAGUAAUGGUGAGUGCUUUAUCACAGAAAAAGAGAUUAACCCCUUAAACCUGACGUCCAGACCUGGAACAUUUGAGCCUUAUUUAGAAAACUUGGAGAUAAAUCCAUUCAUGAGUACUGGAAAGAUCAGCGUGAACUCUUAUGAAAAACAACAAAAUCAAAGUAAAGUUGUAGAAUUAUCUACUGCCAAGGAAAAUAAAGUGAGAAGAAAAAGAGAUAGUGACGUAGUUAAAGCCGAAGCAUAUACGGACAAAGAUGGGCAGAGAAAACAUGUGGUUAAUAUGAGCUGCCAAAAGAAGACAGCGAAGUGCAUACAAUUUCAAUGCGUGAUCUAUCGACUAUCUCGGGCUCAGGCCACAACCAUUACUGUGAAGGCUCGACUUUGGAACGCUACACUAGUAGAAGAUUAUCCCCGAAUCAGCCAUGUCAACAUCGCUUCUACUGCGUUCAUACAUAUACCAGAUCACUACAACAUCCAUCAAAGCAAACAACACGAUGAUACCGCCACGGUUGAAACAGUCGCAUAUCCGGAUUUGAAGAUCAGCGAGCCCACAGAAGUUCCUCUUUGGGUCAUCAUUAUAUCAGUAAUUAUUGGACUAAUCGUUCUGAUACUCCUCAUCUUAGCCCUUUGGAAACUGGGCUUCUUCAAGAGAAGUCGUCCUGACCCUACUCUCUCAGGAAACUUGGAGAAAAACCACCACGAAUCCAGUCCGUUCAUAGGAAGAGAUAGAAAUAGCAUUCGAUAGCUAAUACCGUGUGUGUUGAACACAAUUUUCUGUGACAGACAGUGACAGAAGUGUAAAUAGUUAAAUCUUGGACUAGGAAUAUUUAUAUCCCCGACUGUGAUGUUAUCUCUGCGACUAUGUUAUAUCUUCUUUGAGGAGAAUUGUGUGAAUGUGAUUGUUCUAAAAUUAUUUUACGUAUGUUGACAAAAGUACAUGUUUUAUUUUUAAAUGCAUUUUUAGUUUUACGCAUUUUUAUGUUUAUAAUUAUAUAUUAUUAUAUAUAUUUGCAAUUUAUGUAUGUAUAUAUAAAUUUGGUAGAACUAACAAGCCACGGGGCAGUUAAUAUUUCUGGAUUUACAACCGGGCCAAUUUACCGUUCUAUGAAAGAAAUUGACGCGUUUCAGAUCAAUAAAAUUAUUGUCAAUGACUAAUUUCUAAUGUAUUGUGUCUUUUGGUCAUAUCUAUAAACAAAUUUAGAACGAAAUAUAUUUCUUAGUGAAUUGUUUUUUGAACGAUUACCCAUUUCGACUUUUCUCAGUUGUGAAUGUCAUUUAAAUAAAGGUUAGUUUAUUUAUUGCUUAGUGUCAUGAAGGAUUUCACGGUCGAUGUGUAAAGUGAUUACCGGCCCCCUUCACAACUUGAACGAAACCGAUUUUGAGAUAUGAGGUCGAAGUUACAAUUAUUAUACAACUGUCUUCAAGCCAGAAAACUGGGUGUGUCGCAGCCGAAAUAGACACGAAAUGCCCCACAACCGAUGUAAAGAAAUAUGUAUUUAAUUACUUCAUGUGAGAGUAACAGACUGAGUAGUGUUGGUUCUUUAAAUCUAUAUUUUUCUGUAAUGAACCGAAUCUAAAAUAUAUUAGAGACAUUGAAAAAUUCAACAAUAUCUAAAGUGCCAAUUUUAUUAUACAUGCGAAGAUCAGUUUUCUUGCUUUGCAUGCAAAUGUUACAUUUCUUUCUGAACUCAAUCAAAUAAUCAAAAUAUAGCUGAUUAAAAUCAAUAUUUUAGGAAUACUAUUACGUCUUACGUAAAAACGUGUCCAGUCCCGUGGUUUCUUAGUUCAAGGUAAAUAAUUAUUGCCAUAUUAUUUAUGAAUAGUUUAAGCGUAUUAUUAUGACUAGAUUAUUUUGCUAGUCAAGAACCUUAAUAAUAUUUACCGACGUCCGGCUGUACGUAGCGGAGACUCGUAAAUUGUUGAUUUCACAUUUGUUUUUCUAUUUACGUAAGUACUUAAAGAAUUGAAGCACUAUAUUGACAUUACCAAACUAUGUUAUAAGUAGUAUAAUUUUAUACACGACUUUGCUUGUUAACUUCGUAGGUGCCUACUAUUAUUUAAAUGUAAAUUAUUGUAAAUAUACAUGUACUUAAGAAUAAAUUAUCUUUCGUUUGAGGUAUUCAAAAUUUAUACUAAGCGCACUGCCAAGAAGACUUACUACAUAUUUGUACAUGAUAAUAAUAAUAAUAAAAAUGAUCACGUAUUUAAAUUAAAACACUGGUUGUGAUUACUUUACAAUUUUCAACAGUUUAAUGUCUACUUAAAUAGUUCAGUAGAAUUUGAAUAAAUUGUGCCAUUUUGAUAAAA
Molecule: messenger RNA, 5226 nt
Organism: Bombyx mori (domestic silkworm)
Lineage: Eukaryota; Metazoa; Arthropoda; Insecta; Lepidoptera; Bombycidae
Gene: mew
Product: integrin alpha-PS1
Exons: 17
Coding region: 260-3664 (1134 amino acids)
Biological process (GO): integrin-mediated signaling pathway; cell-cell adhesion; cell adhesion mediated by integrin
Cellular component (GO): external side of plasma membrane; integrin complex
Molecular function (GO): integrin binding
Source: RefSeq, a predicted model, not a curated record